Molecule: messenger RNA, 2715 nt
Organism: Fusarium musae
Lineage: Eukaryota; Fungi; Ascomycota; Sordariomycetes; Hypocreales; Nectriaceae
Exons: 3
Coding region: 1-2715 (904 amino acids)
Source: RefSeq, a predicted model, not a curated record
AUGGACCAAGUCAUUGAUCGACAAGAUCCCGAGACGAGGGAAAGCCAAGAAACCCAAAUCCGACAACUCCAGACCAUUCUUCAACGGAUGCCUCGCAACUUUCCUACUACGCCCAACCAUGUCGACUCAGCCUACAAAGAUUUCACCAAAUACAAGGAGCAAUGUGCUACGCUAUGUCGACAUAUUCUCACAGAAGAACUCGGUCGCGGUUCUCGUAAUGGCGGCGACCUGCCCCGCCGUGACUCAACCGUAGAAUCUCCGCAAAGUCCUAGCCAGAUCUACGAUACAAGGAGUUCCUUCAGUGGGAGAAGUCUAGCCGAGGUUGUCUCUGGAAGUGUUGGAAAGAGUAUACACCACACUGAUGCCUGGCUGACCUCUGUGCGCGACUGGAAGAACUACCUCGAGUCCCUUGCCGAUGCCUGCCGGACGAGCCUAAUUGAGACCUACAAGAACAACGAGCGCGAUGCAACGCCGGAACAAGUGGAAGCCCUGUUCACGAAUAAGCGUUUUCGAAAGGAGGCUGUGCAGCGAAUGCGCAAUGCCAGUGUAACCCGGGUCAUGUCGGCAGAUCCCCAAUUCUUUCCAAAAUAUGAAAUGCGCUUUUACGAUUACGAGAGAAUCAAGCAGGAGUUGAACGAGAUUCGACAGCUUUUGCAAACAGGAGAGUCUGGCAUCUCACCUGACCGGACCAUCAAAGAGUUUGCAAUCUCGCAGCGCGGCGAUGCUAUACUAGAGUUCGCCAACAAUGCGCCUGGAUGUAACCACAACGAUCCAGCACUACGUUUUCGUGUCUCGUCUUACAUGCUCGCUGAGACGUCACCUAUCUUUGCGCGCAUGUUUGCAGGGCACUCCAGCAGUCUUCACCUUUACGACGAUGACGAUAUAUCGACACUGCUCCCGUUACCCCCAACAAAAUAUUUCUGUAAGGAUGGCUCCGAAGCCAAGCUUUACCGCAUGCCGCAGGUUGAGUUGAACCACCUGGGUUCUCUGGAGAUUCUAUUACACGCAGCACACAUGCAUAACGAAAUGGUUCCACGAGAAAUCGAGUUCGAGCAGUUCGUUGCUAUCGCCGAGUGUUGCAUGCGAUACAAGAGUACUUCACCUCUGGAACUCAUCGUUGAACAUCGAUGGCUGCCACAAUGGAUGCACAAGGGUGCUGAUGACAUGCCUGAUGGGCUCUUGGUCAUCAGCUACGCAUUUGGACUCCGUCGACUAUUUUCCCGCAUGUCGAAGACUACGAUUCUGAACCUUGUGGAUGAGAAAGAGCUAUUAGCUAAACCCUGGCCACAGAAAAUCAGGGAUAAAAUAUGGGCAGUUCGUUGCGCGAAGAUGGCACAAAUUCACGAAUGUUGCGUCAGUACUAUCCGAGAAUACAUGCGGGAACCAACACACAAUACGUUGGAAGGCUCAGAAGAGCUUCCAUUAGAUACAAGAGCCAGCUUUUCCUCGGACAGUUUACCACCGACGAUGCUGACGAGUACACCAAGAUGUCCCAAGGGCAGCCAUUGGUGUGACGCCACGAACCUCGGAUGGCUGAUGCUACUUUACAAUGAGAUGAACCUCCUGCCUCAUAUCAUGGCGCCAGAUGUUUUGUCUCAUUUACCGAGGACACAGCCACAGUCGAAGAGUUUGGCGCAGAUCGUGGAUGCCUUGAGAAGGAUUCCUACGCCGCCAACACCAGUCCAUCGAGGGGUGUGUGAUCCUGGGCCCAUGUUUCGCUCUGCUAUCAGUGAUAUUUAUAAUAGCGUGCUUGGCCUGACACUAUUUGACAUCAGUGGGAAGAGCCACGGUUGGGGACUCUCGAAGCACAGAGAACGAGAACCUCAAACCCAGCUCAACAAAGGCCUUGAUCGAAUGGCUGCACCCGACCCGAACUACAGCGUUGCUACCGAGUUCCCCGAGAUUGUUCGCCUUCGUAUCUUAUGUCAACUAGACGAAAUCGACGAUCUUCACACAGCAGCCAUGAUCAACCGCGCAUACUAUGAGACCUACAAGAAGCAUGAACUGUAUCUAAUGAGAAACAUUCUCCGCAUGGAUCGCAAACGAACAGCGACUCGCAGCCACAUACCAAUCGGUCCUACCACCAACGAAGAGAAGGUUCUUAGAGAUGAAUCGGAAGUGUUGAAGCGCACGCCAGCGGAUACUGCAGACGGCAUCACUCUUCACAGCGUUGUUGAAACAGAAGGAGACUACACAGACUCCGACUCGGACAGUGAUAGCCUUUAUUCAACUUCAGUGACUCGAUCAGCUGCUACUACAAGCACAACCAUCAGGGGCCGUGAUUACCAGGGAUCGUCAGACCCUGCGCGGAUCACGGAUAGCCCCGCACGGACACCACGGGCCCGGACCGGGACACCCACGUCAAGAUCCACUGGCAUCGGAUCUCCGACGACCCCUCGGCAGGCCGUAUUUGACCCACCACCGCUUCCGACCACGGCACCACCACCUAUAACCACAAUCGACGAACCUCCUCUCACAGUUGAGGAAGCAAACAGGAUUCUUUGGCCAGAAGACGCCAUCCGAGCUUCCGAGUCACCGUUACCAAUAGGCCCGACAGGUAUAGAAGGCAUUCGCGAAAAGUUCCGCGCCGGCGAUCCCGCGUUUGACGCGGGCCUUGAAGAGAAGACCCUUGUGCCGACUGGCGAAAAGCAGCUCCGAAGUGAACAUGACAGACAGGUUGGACUACUGAAAGGUGGUGAUCCUUCAAGUAAAUGA